Molecule: messenger RNA, 569 nt
Organism: Cavia porcellus (domestic guinea pig)
Lineage: Eukaryota; Metazoa; Chordata; Mammalia; Rodentia; Caviidae
Product: interferon alpha-2-like
Exons: 1
Biological process (GO): defense response
Cellular component (GO): extracellular region
Molecular function (GO): cytokine receptor binding
Source: RefSeq, a predicted model, not a curated record
AUGGCCUUGCCCUUUCUUUUCCUGGUGGCCCUGGUGCUGCUUAGCUGUAGGUCAGCCUGCUCUCUGAGCUGCGACCUGUCUCAGACCCACAGCCAGGGGAACACGAGGGCCCUGAUUCUCCUGGGACAAAUGAGGAGAAUCUCUACUUUCUCCUGCCUGAAGGACAGACAGGGCUUUGACUUGGCCUAGCUGGAGUUCGAUGGCAAGCAGGUCCAGAAGGCUCAGGCCCUCUCUGUCCUCCAUGAGAUGACCAGGCAGACCUUCAACCUCUUCACAUCAGAGGACUCAUCUGCUGCCUGGGACAAGAGCCUGUUGAGCUACUUCUGCACUGGCCUCCAUCAGCACCUGAAGCACUUGCACGCCUGCCUGACCCAGGAGGUGGGGCUGCAAGAGCCUCCCCUGAUGCAUGAGGACUCCAGACAGGCUGUGAGGAAAUACUUCCACAGGAUCGCUGUCUACCUGAAGGAGAAGAGCUACAGCCCUUGUGCCUGGGAGGUUGUCAGAGCAGAAAUUGUCAGAUGCUUCUCUUCAUCAGAAACUAUGCAAAAAAAUAUUUAAGGAGUAAGGAA